Molecule: messenger RNA, 5114 nt
Organism: Closterium sp. NIES-67
Lineage: Eukaryota; Viridiplantae; Streptophyta; Zygnematophyceae; Desmidiales; Closteriaceae
Source: the annotation of a GenBank genome assembly
AAAUCUUCAGAGAAUCCGUCAUAAUAUUGCUCUCCCUUACGUAGUACAAUAUCGCACAAGGAAGCUCUCAUCUCGUCAACGGCUUUACAUUCUUCGCCGUUUCGUCUUCUUGCACCGCAGAGGAAAGCCUUCGUUUGGUACUGGCAUUAGAGCCGCUCGUCGCAGGCGAGAAGGCGUCGCAGGCGAGAAAGCGGCGCAGUGAGUCCAAUUCAGGUACUCGCAGCUCGCAUUCUGCUGUCGGACGAUUGUCUGUCAACCGUCGCGUUCAGUCAUCCGCCGCGGAUUAGCACGAUUUCACGACUUCGCCUUGCGGAGGAUUACUCGUGCGGUGGAUAACGAGUCCGGUUCAAGCGGUUCUCUCCCCGCAGUCUCCUCUCCGAUUGUUUCUGCGGUGGGUGUAAGAAAGCUUGGCAACGAAUAGCGCGCCGAGCGUGCGGAUAUGCAGCGGAUGGAAAUCCACUCGCUUUCCGCCUCAGCCGCCACUCGUUAUGCCUUUCACGAGCGCGAGAAUCGCGAUGUGAUCCGCGAGGCGAAUACUUUUUGAGGCAAUGCGGGAGCGCGCCUCGGAAGUCGCACUCUUACCUGACAGCGCGCUUUAAUGGCCAGCGAGUCGCCUCUGCAUCGCCCCCAACCGCACGUUCACCCUGCCUUCUCCUCAGCCUUUUCAUCCGCCCUCCCUGCGUCCUUCGCGUACCAUCAGAGUCCUCUCGAGAUCGUACAUUCCUCGCGUCUCGCCGCACCUCCUCGUGCUGCGUCCACGUGUCACGCAGAAGCAGCAGCUGUAGCCAGCGCUGCUGUCGCCGCUACAGCUGGCACUGUAGCCGAAUCUCGUUCCGCGCCACCUGCCGUCUCCGCUAGCGCAGCAGCUGCGGCUCCCGUUUUCCAAGAAAUUUUGGAACGCGAGUCUAUUCGAGGAGAUCCUGCAUCGAAGAUCCAGAAUCAACGGUCAAUGGAGCCGGCUAGUCAACCGGCCACAGUAGAUAGCGCAACAGAUAGUGCCCCUCGAGUAGCCUCUUCCCUAACUUGCGAUUAUGACGAUCAGGAGAUCGACGGCGGUGAUUUCGUCCGCUACCACAGCGAUCCGCGGCCGAAAAAGUCCGGCGGAAUGCGCAUGUCCAACCUGGGGAAAGCGCUAGGGUUGCGCGAGUCGGGGCGGGGGGAAGCGGAUGUAGCGAGCGGAGGCGGAACCAGCGGCGCGAGCUCCGCGCGACCAGCUGCGGCUUCCGCCUCCUCUGCGCAGCUGCGCCAUCACCGCAGCUACCUCAAGCAGAUGUCGAUGCCCGCGGGAAAAGCCGCCACCGAAACAGCCGUCAUAGCCCCAGCCCGCGGAACAGAGGGGAGGAGCGGGGGAGCAGGCGGGGGAACGGGUGGCGGAACGGGGGGAGAUAAAUUGCGAUGGGGGCAGUGGAUGGGCCGUCCGCAGCAUCAGGAGGGGAGAGGGGGAGGGAGGGGCGCGGGGGAGGCGAGCGGAGAGAGCGGGGGAGGGGCGGGUCCUGGCGUGGGUUGGCUGGAUGCAUCUGGACGGUCGGAUUUCGCUAUCAUUGUGACGAGGACAAGUGGCGCGAUCUGGUUGGAGGAGAUGCACAAGCGGCGGGUGCACCACGGUCUGUGCGGGCUUGGGCGGGAAAGGAAGAGCCUAGAGGCGUUUGCACAGGCGCAGCAGCGGAAGGCGGAAGGGGAGGGUGUAGCGGGGGAGGAAAGCCUAGGGGGAUCUGGGGGAGAGGGGGGACCGGGGGGAAGAUCAGGGGGGGAAGACACAGAAUCAGGGAGAAAUGAGGAGGAUAAGGAGGGGAGGGUGAUUGCUGUUGUUUCCGCGCCUGCUUCACUGGCUAUUCCGCCUAAGCUAGUCCCUGGCGCUUUAAAGCGUGCCCCUCUUACCAGGAAGGUUAAGAGAGGACUAGAAGGGGUGGGAGAAGGCGCAGUGUACAGUGGAGUCACAGUAGAAGGUGUGCUUAUAGGUGGGGUUGUGCAAGCGGGCAAUGCCGCGAGUGGCGGUGGCGGGGGGUCUGCUGGUGCGGAUGGGGAUACGGGAAAAGAGCAAGGGUCGCAUCCUGAGCCGCAAGGAGAGGAGGGGGAGGGGGAGGAGGAGGAAGAGGAAGAGGCAUUAAGAGGAGACGAGGAGAAAGACGAUGAGGAGGCUGGGGGAGGAGUGGCGCGCAGGUCAGUCAGCAGCAACAGCGCGAUGGGCGGCGCAAGAGGAGCGAGAGGCUCAGCAGCAGCAGGGGGGGCACGGGCAGCAGCACAGCGGACAGCCAGCGGGGGACCAGCAGCGUACGUGCCGCACUGGAGGAGAGCCAGCGGGGGAGGGGACGGGGAGCGGUGGCAGACGGCGCGGUACGAGCCGAGCCCGACGGUGUCUAUCGACUGCACCAUGUCGUCCACCGCCUCGUCGCCCCUGGACCCCGCGCUCAUGCCGUCCCCCUACUACCCGCACCACGUGCUGCCGCACAACCUGCCGCCCCUGCAGCACCAAUACCCGCGCCACCAGCGGCAGUUAUCGGCCCAGUUCUCCCCCAUGGGCCUCCAGUCCCAGCGCCCUCGCUCGCCUCUCUUCUCCAUGCCUCAGGAUGCCCACCUGCCGCCUCCUCCUCCUGCUGCUGCUGCCGCUGUGGUUUCUGCUGCUGGUAUUGGUGCUGGCGGCAGUACUAGUUGUGUGGAGGUUCUGACUGUUGAGGGAGAGUCGGACGGUGAAGCACUGGGAGAAGGUUCAGGGCACGGCGGGCAGCAGAGCUCAGGGCAGGGCGAGGAUGAGAGCUCAGAGCAGGGUGUGGGAGCGGGGAGGAGGAGAGUGAUGGCGCGGUUCCCUCGGGCCGUGUCCACCCCUGCUGGGAUCAGCAGGUCGCCUCUUAGCAGAUCGCCCGUUGGCGGGGCCAGCCCUCUCUCCGACCCCAAUGCUGAGGACGAGGACGGGGGAGAGGGGGUGAGUGGAGGCGAGAUGGAGGAGGGGAUGGAGGGGAGUGAGGAGGGGAGUGGGGAGGGGAGUGGGGAGGGGAGUGAUGAGGGGAGUGAGGAGGGAGAAGGAAGGAGUCCUCAAAUUAGCGAUGAGGAGGUGGGUGAGCGGAGAGAGUGGGGAAGCAGGGAGUGUGGGAAUGGAGGGGGCAUGCAAGAAGCACCAGAUGGCAUCACAGAGGGCUCAGAACCCCCCAGUCACAGCGCGAACAGUGAUUCCUCAUCCCCGUUACGACACAAUGGAGCAGCGUCAACAGACGCCGAAGCAGCCGCCGUUGCGGCAGCUGCCGAAGCAGCGGACCCGAGCCUGCCGCCGACCCUGGCGUCCCUGGGGAAGAAAGCGGAAGGGAUGCUGUCGACCCGAACCUACCGGGACAAGGACGGGAUAGAGUGGCACAAGAGGGGUCCGCUGACUGAAGCGGCUGCUGUGGAAUUUGACACGGAGCCCAUGAUUAUGCCUGAGGUGGUGGACCGAGUGCCGGUGGUGGGGGUGCAUGGGCCGCAGGCAAGCCUGUUGGAGAAGGAGGAGCGGCUACUGUUCAUCAAGGAGGAGCGGGAGGUGCGCAGGUGGCGCGCCAUGAUUGGGCUGGGCCCCAUGGAUUGGAAUCUGUACCAGAGGAAGCACCCCCGGGAGGUCAAGAAGCGCAUAAGACAAGGCGUGCCGGACUGCCUGCGAGGCAUCGUGUGGCAACUGUUGUCUGGUAGCCGGGAAUUCCUGUUGAUGAACGAGGGCGCGUAUGAGCAUAUGCUGCUGUACGAGCUGUCGAACAACGAGAUGGACAUCAUCCGCGACAUCAACCGCACCUUCCCCACACACGUCUACUUCAUGCAGAAGCACGGCCCGGGGCAGCGCGCGCUGUUCAACGUGCUCAAAGCGUACUCUGUCUACGACAAGAAGAUCGGAUACGUGCAGGGCAUGGGGUUCAUCGCAGGGCUGAUGCUGCUGUACAUGGCGGAGGAGGACGCCUUCUGGCUGCUCGUGGCGCUCAUGAAGGGCGCCAACCACACCUCGCUCGAAGGCAUCUUCCUCGUGGGCCUGCCUCUGGUGCAGCAGUACCUGUUCCAGUUCGAUCGCCUGCUGCACGAGUGCCUGCCGCAGCUGGCACGACACAUGGAGAGCGAGGGCGUGACCCCCUCCAUGUACGCGAGCCAGUGGUUCAUCACAGUGUUCGCCUACAGCUUCCCCUUCGCCACCACCCUGAGAAUAUGGGAUGUCUUUCUGUUCGAGGGCAUGAAGACGGUGUUCCGGGUGGGCUUGGCGCUGCUCAAGCAGCAGCAGGACGACCUGUUGCAGAUGCCCUUUGAGGACCUGGUGCCUGCCCUGCGCACAUACCCCGACCGCAUUCUAGAGCCAGACACGCUGCUCAACGUCGCCUUCUCCUUCAAUGUGUCUGACCGGCUGAGAGAACUAGAGGCGGAGUACACAGCCAUGCAGCACCCGCCGCCCAUAGCAGGACCCAAGGCACAUGGGGAGGCGGAGGAGGGGGAGAGGCAGGAGGGGCAGGGAGGGGAGGGGCAGCAACGGAAAGGCUCCCGUUUCCAGCUGCGCCAGAGAAUCAAAUCUGCGUUUUCACGGCCGCCUAUCGGUUGAUACAGCCAUUCACCCGGAUCUGGACCGUCACCAUUCCCAUCCCACCACCACCCGACUCUUGCGCACAUACCGCCAUCUACACCUCUGUUCGACCGGCACAUGCUGUCCUCGCCCCGGAAAUGGCCACAGCCAUCCAAGGCGCAUGUAACAAACAAACUGUAACAUAUUCGUCAAGAUACGCCAGGUACCUAGAAUCCGCUCGGCGAGGAACAAGAAGCCUUGCUCUUUUCUCUGCUCGUCUACACUUCUCUCACUGGGGGUGGGUCUGCUCAAUGGCUGGCUGGUGCUUGCUCUGUUCUGCUCUGCUCUGGCUCAAACAUGGCUUAUCCAUCCACAGUAGUCAAUUGAUACUGGUAGUGUAGUCAGAAAGCCAGCAUGUUGCAGCGCCUGCGAUUCUCUGUCCUGUAGUCUGUGACUGGCAGGCAGUUGUCCACGGUGCAGACAUGGCUGUUGGGAAUCAGCUACCAGUAUAUACCUAGGAUGAGGCUAAGUAUUUGAUUUAUUUUUUGUCACUGGUUUCUCUGGGGGACUGCAAGCAACACUGGGAUUUCCCUUGAUAGAAAUGCUGGAGGAA